Symphalangus syndactylus (siamang) is the source of this 8031-nucleotide messenger RNA. RefSeq names its product G protein-coupled receptor associated sorting protein 1 (gene GPRASP1). NCBI's taxonomy places the organism in Eukaryota, Metazoa, Chordata, Mammalia, Primates, Hylobatidae. The record is from RefSeq and is a predicted model, not a curated record. Gene Ontology annotation, cellular component: nucleus; cytosol.
GUUGUGGGUAACCCGGACGUGGAAGAACCUGGACUGCGGAGGAAAAGGUAGAUGUUAAAUGGUAACUACGUGCGAGGUUCUGAGGAGCCCUGGGAACAGGAAGGAGAAAAGAAUACCAAAAGUGACAACAGUUUGCCACUCGCAGUCUUUAAUCUGAUAAAGCGGUUAUCUCGUCUUGAGUCCCAGGUGCCGGGUCAAUCCCCAUACACAGCCGCCGCCAUUGCCUCGAGUCCUUGUGUCUGACUGUCUGUUCCUGCUGCUGUAUGACACAGCACCUCGAGGCAAGGAAAUAAGAAAACUGCCUCUGAUCCAAGCAGAGAAGGUCUGCCUGUAGAUCUGCUGUAGGGCUUGUCACCAUUGGAAGCAAGAACUCCUGUAGCCUGUAAUACCAGCUGUGGGUACUACUCUCAGUGUUGGAGAUCAUCAAAAUACAAUUGGACCAGACCCUUUGGAAAUAAUUCUGUGUCUCAAAUGCCCUGUGGAGCACACACUUAAUCAGUUGAUGGCUAUGGAAUUUUCCAACAUCAGCUAAAGAGAAGGGAUAGAGUGGUGACUUCCAAGCUUCAUGCAGAACCCAACAACAGAAAUUGAGAGGGAAAUUUUUAUGACAGAAGAGAGAAAGAAGAAAAUUGCUGGAAUAAUGACCUUGAAUAGAGGAGAUGGGAUAUCAUCUGAUUCUGGAGACAGCCUGUAUUUCUUGGAUCUUGGCUUCCUUCCAUCUUCAAAGCCAACAAUGACCAGUGUAGACUUUCUCAUGCUGCUUCAAUCUGACAUGGAGUCCCUGCCUUCCACAUCUAAAGUACCCUUGCAAUUACAUUGGCCAAGAUAACCCAGAAUAAUAUUAAAUUAAACUCAGCUGAAUAGCAAUCUUAAUGAUCCUUUGUCAGGAAAUAUAAAAUGGUACAUGUUCUGGAGAACAGGACAUGGACAUCUUUAGGGGACCGUUAACCUGCCAAACACAAUGAGGGUAGCGUCUAAAUGAGUUUUCAAAUGGACAACAGUAACAACAUCAACUUUGUGUUUAACCACAUUGCUCUGUCUGUCCCAUGCAGGAAGCAGGGAAAGGUGGGGCUCAAGAGUAGAGGACGGAUGUGGGGGUGAAAGAAGAGGAUUCAAAAGGAGCCAGGUUGCUUUGUCUCGGGGAGGGGGGUGCACGGUGGGAUCCUCCCCUGAGAAUGACUGCUGAAACAAUAGGUAGUUGUGGCAGGUGGCUGAGAUCCAAGCUGGUUCGAAUACCAGCCACAUUUCCAGACUGCCAAAUAUCAUGGCAAGAGAAGACUUGACAGGGAACCGAAGAGGAGCCAGGACCAUCCCUACCUGGUGGCAUCAAAGAAAGAGGACUGUUAUGACCUCCUGCGGGUCCUGACAGGGAAAGGUCCUCUUUUGGGGGCAAGUGUGGGGACGGUGCAAUGCCAAUGUGAGCCACCAUUUGUAAUGAGAAAAAGCAGUGUGGCAGAAAGAAAUGAGUCUGGUGCAGACCAGUGGUUGGUCUCCUAGGGUUAGAGGUCUAGGUCUACCUUCUUUUAGAAGAGGGGCGGUGGUGAGUCCUUGAUGGGAGCCCCCUGCCCCGGAGUUCACUUAAGAGCAGGUGUACCUUCCUCCCCUGCGUGGUUCCACGAAGCUAGGAAAGAAACGCACAGGACGACCACCCUAGAACCCUGGGCCUGUCUGGACUGAAAUCGCCUCUCCCCUCCCACACUGCAGUGCUGACACCCCCUCUCCAAUUAGCAUCCAGGAAGGAGGGUGAGCAGACUAGGGAGAGGGAGAGGGCAAACACCCAGCAGUCCCUGUGAGGGGGGCGGUUGGGGCGGGGGGUGCAGACACACCAAGGGGCGGUUUGGUAUCCAUCCGCUGCUCCCUCCCGCGCGUCUCUUCCCGACCUCGCGAUCCUGUCCCCCGCCUGGCCCCGCAGCCGCCCGCCUGUGCCAUAUAUUAUAGCAGCACCGGAAAUGUGGUCGUCGCCACGUUAGGGUCCGCGGGGGCCUCCUGAGGCAGCCUGGUGCCAACCCGCAGGCCCAGGCUAGGGCUCGUCGUGGCCCCGCCCACCUCUGAGUCGGAACUAUGGUGGUUCUGUGAGGGGGGCGUCCUGCACUUUCGCGCCGUAUCCCUCCGCCCCCCUUCCCGACACCCCAGCGGAGAGCGGUUCUUGCCGCAUCCUGCGCAGCCCCUGCGCAGCCCCUGCCCAAUUUGGUGCAGAGGCGUGGGGGGCGGGACUCGUCUUUGCCAUUUGGAUCGCUGGGAAAGCUGUGGGAAUCCAACCGAAGAGCAGCCAGAGGAGAGCUCAAGAGAGGAGGGGGAGGCCGAUGACCCGAGCUCUGGGCCUCUGAAGGCAAGUAGGGGUGCGUGAGGUGGGGGGCCGUGGUGGUGUGGGGGUGGUCCGCCAGGGUGGACCGGCUGGCAACCUGCCCCCCGGACCCGGACAGCCUGGCAACGAGGAGACGAUCUGUUCGGAGCCGGGCGCUGGAGAGAGGUGCGCAGUGCCCGAGAUCCCUGGCUAUGGGGAGGCGGUGACUGGUGCGGGCCAGGCUGGACCAAGGGCUGAGGGGCUGGCUCCAGAGGCACCCUCAGAUCGUCUGGAGGAGAACCGCGCUGACCGCUUCCCAGCCAGCUUUGCAGGUGCCUGCGCGCCGCCCUCGACGGUUUCUGUACCGAGAGACGGCUGCUGGGGAGGCUCCUGCGGGAGAAAUGGCCAAACGGGAGCCGUUUUGGGGGGCGCCCGGGGAGGCAGUUGGGGGGCGCCUGGGGAGGCCCUCGUGGGCCAGCGUCCCAGGUCUGUGCCUAGCCCGCGGGAGGUGGGUCGCGUUCGCUGCUCCGGGCCCUGAUUCCGGAAAGGGGCCUGUGGGGCCCCGUGUCCUGGGUGCCGUCCCUUCCCACAGGCUCCAGGUUGAUGUCAAAGUCUUCCGUCUGCGCGGUAGGUCUGGCGUAUUCUGACAGGACACAGCGAGCAUCUGUAGAGGAGAGGCUUGAAAUAAAGGAGGAGCACGAAUAUUGCCUGGAUUUCUGGAGUCCUGCUUUAAGCCUGGCCAGUUCUGCAAGAAAGGCAAGGAGGAGGAGACUGGCUCACAGCUCUGGAGGAUCCCCUUCUGUCAGCUGUGGGGCUUGACACUACUUGAAUAAGAAAAGAAGGAGGCAACUGCACCACAUCAGUGAAGAUCCACCUCCAGUGGCUGCUCUGCUGGUGGUGGAGUUGCUGCUGACAACCACCCUCAACGGGUCUGCACCCAUCCAGGAAAUCUCUAUCUUCCUCAAGCUUGGUUGUGCCUGUUCUACACUCUAUCUGUCUUAUUGAAUUACUGACUGAGACUGUGUUUGGGAAGGAGGCUGAGUGACUACUGGACUGGAUAUUCACUCUAACUCUUGUUUCCAAGCUUAUAUCCUCAAUCACCUAAAGAUCAGAGUGUGAAGAAACAAACCUGUGACAGAUCUGUGGUUGAGGUUUAGACUGGGGGAGGAGUAUAUUACUGGACUUUGUUUGUAACUUGUACCAUGACUGGGGCAGAGAUUGAGUCUGGUGCCCAGGUCAAGCCUGAAAAGAAGCCUGGGGAAGAGGUUGUAGGUGGGGCUGAGAUAGAGAAUGAUGUCCCUCUGGUGGUCAGACCCAAGGUUAGGACCCAGGCCCAGAUAAUGCCUGGGGCAAGGCCCAAGAAUAAGUCCAAGGUUAUGCCUGGAGCAAGCACCAAAGUUGAGACAAGUGCAGUGGGUGGGGCACGUCCUAAGAGUAAGGCCAAGGCAAUACCUGUUUCACGAUUUAAGGAAGAAGCCCAGAUGUGGGCUCAGCCCAGGUUUGGUGCUGAAAGAUUGUCUAAGACAGAGAGAAACUCCCAGACCAAUAUCAUAGCCUCUCCACUUGUCAGUACUGAUUCUGUGUUGGUUGCUAAAACAAAGUACCUGUCUGAGGAUAGAGAAUUGGUUAAUACAGACACUGAGAGCUUUCCUAGAAGGAAGGCCCAUUACCAAGCAGGAUUCCAGCCUUCUUUUAGGUCAAAAGAGGAGACCAAUAUGGAGUCCUGGUGCUGUCCUAGGCCUACAUCCAAACAAGAAGCCUCUCCUAAUUCUGAUUUCAAAUGGUUAGACAAAUCUGUGAGUUCCUUGUUCUGGAGUGGAGAUGAGGUCACUGCAAAAUUUCAUCCUGGGAAUAGGGUAAAAGACAGUACCAGAUCCAGGCACAUGGCCAAUCAAGAGGCUAAUACCAUGUCUAGGUCGCAAACUAACCAGGAGCUCUAUAUUGCAUCUAGUUCUGGUUCUGAGGAUGAGUCUGUUAAGACACCCUGGUUCUGGGCCAGAGAUAAAACCAAUACCUGGUCUGGGCCUAGGGAAGAUCCCAAUAGCAGGUCCAGGUUUAGGUCUAAGAAAGAAGUCUAUGUUGAAUCAAGUUCUGGAUCUGAGCAUGAAGACCAUUUGGAGUCCUGGUUUGGGGCUGGAGAGGAGGCCAAAUUCAGGUCCAAAAUGAGAGCUGGGAAGGAGGCCAAUAACAGGGCCAGGCAUAGGGCCAAGCGAGAAGCUUGCAUUGAUUUCAUGCCUGGGUCUAUAGAUGUAAUUAAAAAAGAGUCCUGUUUCUGGCCUGAAGAAAAUGCUAAUACCUUUUCAAGGCCCAUGAUCAAGAAAGAGGCCAGGGCCAGAGCAAUGGCAAAGGAAGAGGCCAAAACCAAGGCCCGAGCCAGGGCCAAGCAAGAAGCCAGGUCAGAGGAGGAAGCCCUCAUUGGGACCUGGUUCUGGGCUAUAGACGAGUCCAGCAUGGCAGAUGAAGCCAGCAUAGAGUCCAGUCUACAAGUGGAGGAUGAAUCCAUAAUUGGGAGCUGGUUCUGGACUGAAGAAGAGGCCAGUAUGGGGACUGAUGGAGAGCCUAUUGGUGAUUCCUUAUUUGGGGCUAGGGAAAAGACCAGUAUGAAAACUGGGGCUGAGGCCACCUCUGAAUCUAUACUAGCAGCUGAUGAUGAACAGGUCAUUAUUGGUUCCUGGUUCUGGGCUGGUGAAGAGGUCAACCAAGAGGCUGAGGAAGAGACCAUUUUUGGGUCGUGGUUCUGGGUCACUGAUGCGGCCAGUGUGGAAUCUGGUGUUGGGGUCAGCUGUGAGUCCAGGCCAAGGUCUGAGGAAGAAGAGGUCAUUGGUCCCUGGUUUUGGUCUGGAGAACAAGUUGAUAUAGAGGCUGGAAUCGGAGAAGAGGCCAGGCCAGAAGCUGAAGAAGAGACAAUAUUCGGGUCCUGGUUUUGGGCUGAAAACCAGACCUAUAUGGAUUGUAGGGCUGAAGCUAGCUGUGCCACCAUGCAAGGGGCUGAGGAGGAGGAGCCCAUUAUUGGGUCCUGGUUUUGGACCAGAGUAGAAGCUUGUGUGGAGGGUGAUGUCAACAGCAAGUCUAGCCUGGAGGACAAGGAAGAGGCCAUGAUACCAUGUUUUGGAGCCAAGGAAGAGACCAUGAUACCAUGUUUUGGAGCCAAAGAAGAGGUCAGUAUGAAGCAUGGGACUGAUGUCAGAUGCAGAUUUAUGGCAGGGGCUGAGGAGACCAAUAAUAAGUCUUGCUUCUGGGCAGAAAAGGAACCCUGUAUGUAUCCUGCCAGUGGAGGAAGUUGGAAGGCUAGGCCAGAGGAGGAAGAGGACAUUGUCAAUUCAUGGUUCUGGUCCCAAAAAUACACAAAGCCAGAGGCCAUUAUAGGGUCCUGGUUAUGGGCUACAGAAGAGAGUAAUAUAGAUGGGACUGGAGAAGAGCCCAAGUUACUGACUGAAGAGGAGACCAUGAUCAAUUCCUGGUUCUGGAAAGAAGAUGAAGCCAUUUCAGAGGCUACUGACAGAGAAGAGUCCAGGCCAGAAGCUGAGGAGGGGGACAUUAUUGGUUCUUGGUUCUGGGCUGGAGAAGACGACAGACUAGGGCCAGCUGCUGAGACUAGAGAAGAAGACAGGCUAGCAGCUGAGAAAGAAGGUAUUGUUGGGUCCUGGUUUGGGGCCAGAGAAGAGACCAUUAGAAGAGAGGCUGGGUCUUGCAGCAAAUCCAGUCCUAAAGCUGAAGAGGAAGAAGUCAUUAUUGGGUCCUGGUUCUGGGAAGAAGAGGCCAGUCUGGAGGCAGUGGCAGGAGUCGGCUUUGAGUCAAAGCCUGGGACUGAGGAGGAAGAAAUCACUGUUGGGUCCUGGUUCUGGCCUGAAGAAGAAGCCAGUAUAGAGGCUGGAUCUCAGGCAGUAGAGGAGAUGGAGUCAGAGACUGAAGAGGAAACCAUUUUUGGGUCCUGGUUCUGGGAUGGAAAAGAAGUCAGUGAAGAAGCAGGACCAUGUUGUGUAUCCAAGCCAGAGGAUGAUGAAGAGAUGAUUGUUGAGUCCUGGUUCUGGUCUAGAGACAAAGCCAUUAAGGAAACUGGAACUGUGGCCACCUGUGAGUCCAAGCCAGAAAAUGAGGAAGGGGCCAUUGUUGGGUCUUGGUUUGAGGCUGAAGAUGAGGUAGAUAACAGGACUGACAAUGGAAGCAACUGUGAGUCCAGGACUUUAGCUGAUGAAGAUGGGGCCAUAGUGGGGUCCUGGUUCUGGGCAGGAGAUGAGGCCCAUUUUGAAUCAAAUCCUAGCCCCGUGUUCAGGGCCAUUUGCAGGUCUACGUGUUCAGUUGAACAGGAGCCUGAUCCUUCACGCAGGCCUCAGAGUUGGGAGGAGGUCACUGUUCAGUUCAAGCCUGGUCCAUGGGGUAGGGUCGGCUUCCCAUCUAUAAGCCCCUUUAGAUUUCCCAAAGAGGCAGCAUCUUUAUUCUGUGAAAUGUUUGGGGGCAAACCCAGGAACAUGGUACUUAGCCCAGAAAGGGAAGAUCAGGAAUCUUUGCUUCAGCCUGAUCAGCCUGAUCCUGAGUUCCCAUUUCAGUAUGAUCCUUCCUACCGGUCAGUCCAGGAAAUUCGAGAGCAUCUUAGGGCCAAGGAGAGUGCAGAGCCUGAGAGUUGGUCCUGUAACUGCAUACAAUGUGAGCUGAAAAUUGGUUCUGAAGAGUUUGAAGAACUCCUUUUAUUAAUGGAAAAAGUUCGGGAUCCUUUUAUUCAUGAAAUAUCUAAAAUUGCAAUGGGUAUGAGAAGUGCUUCUCAAUUUACCCGAGAUUUCAUUCGAGAUUCAGGUGUUGUCUCACUUAUUGAAACCUUGCUUAAUUAUCCAUCCUCCCGAGUUAGAACAAGUUUUUUGGAAAAUAUGAUUCGCAUGGCCCCACCUUAUCCGAAUCUAAACAUGAUUCAGACAUACAUAUGUAAAGUAUGUGAGGAAACCCUUGCUUAUAGCUUGGAUUCCCCGGAACAGCUGUCUGGAAUAAGGAUGAUUAGACAUCUCACUACUACUACCGACUAUCACACAGUGGUUGCCAAUUAUAUGUCUGGGUUUCUCUCCUUAUUAGCUACAGGCAAUGCCAAAACAAGGUUUCAUGUUUUGAAAAUGCUACUGAAUUUGUCUGAAAAUCUUUUCAUGACGAAAGAACUACUCAGUGCUGAAGCAGUGUCAGAAUUUAUAGGCCUUUUUAACAGGGAAGAGACAAAUGACAAUAUUCAAAUUGUUCUUGCAAUAUUUGAGAAUAUUGGCAACAAUAUCAAAAAAGAAACAGUGUUCGCUGAUGAUGAUUUCAAUCUUGAGCCGCUUAUUUCUGCAUUCCACAAAGUUGAGAAAUUUGCUAAGGAACUGCAAGGCAAAACAGACAAUCAGAAUGACCCUGAAGGGGACCAAGAAAAUUAGUAAUGGUUAAUUGCUGGCCUCAGAUUGUCCUUAUGUUCCUGAGUUACUAUCCUUGAGUAAUGCUUUGAUUUUAACAGUUGGUUCUGUGUUGCAACAUAUAUCUUUAGUGCUGACACUAACUUUGUCCAACUCUGUCUGUAAGCUGGAGCAUUUUUCUGAUGCCAACUGAAUAUUAGAGCUGAAAACAUAUUUGUUGAUAUUUGUCUUGUCCAGAUUGUGAUGUUCAGUAUUUGAGCUUAUAGUGAACUGAGCCAUCAUAAAUAAGCCACACUUCUGAUUGUCGUUCUACUGUAUAUAUAUAUAUUUGAGUGUUGUUUGUGUUUCAAUAAAGUUCUAUGUUGAAGUUGGCAGAAA